GCGAAUUGCGACUAAAAGGACUCGUGAGACUACGACGAUCGGCUUUUCGAAUGAAACUUCGGCCGUCUUCGGUACUCACCGACGCAUUUCGUGCCAUUCCAACUUGUACUUGCCCUGUCUGGAGUCAGUGAGAGCCCAGUCGUGAUCACGCGCUCGUGUGUUUUGUAUCAAGUUUGUGUCCGUUUAGUACUCCAACAUUUUGUAAAUUUUAGACUCAAACAAUAAAAUUCAAUUGUGUGCGUUUGUCCAAGUUAUUUGUGCAAAGUAAAUCAUUGAGAAAUAUGUGCAGAGAAUUUAGAUUAUUUCUUUUAUGUGGCUUUCUGCUGAUAUUUUCCAGUGGUUUUGCUACAUUGAUUACUGCUGAGAAAAAUUCAUCCAGUUUUGAAACUGUUCAAACGAGUAACGCAGCCAUUUUAAAUCGACUCGGAUUGACAUCUGUUCAAAUAUUCGGCGGACAUCACAAAAAGCGAUUAGCUGGACCUGAACCACUAGGACUUAGCUCGCAAACGCUCUUACAGCCUUACAGUCGUCAUCAUGGCCAUCGGGACAGCCAUAUUUACAUCGUAAAGCUUCCGGCUAGUCCUCCGUACUAUACUAUUACAAAGCCUCACAAAUCCGUUAACAAUGACAAAGAAACCAAAACUAGUUCAAAUCUUCCGAUAGGAUUCCAAGGAAACGGUAAACCUGUUAAGAUUUAUCAUUGGAAUUUACCUAUCGUUAAGAAGGUGACAGAAAAGAAACGACUAAAUCAAUUAAGAAUUGAUCAGACUUGGAAGAAACUGGAGGAUAUAAAGAACCAGCAGCAAAUAUUCUCCAAGACUAUAUUGAAUAAGCUUUAUCCUUUUGAUAUGACCAAUUACGAGUAUCGUGGUCUCGAAAACAAGCUUCAUCUUUACCAAAAGCAACUAAUGACAAAAAAUGUUAGAAACAAUGACAAAAGACUCAGCUAUCCGGACAAUAAUGAUGACACCAAGUUCGAAUCAAUGAAGAAGAACAGUAAUAACACUGAUAACAAGACGUAUAGAUUGGACGACUUGAGCAUGCAUAGAAUCCAUUUGAUCAAUGAACUCUACGGUUCGAGAAACACUGUACCAAAGAUGAAGAAACAUCGGAAGAAAGCGGCUAUGUCGUAUUAUGCGCCAAUCGCCAAGACAGGUUCCACCAGUAUUCGCAAGAACUUCCCUGGAAAUGGUAAACCUAACGCUUUCUACAUUAUGGAGAAGAGUCGCAAGCCAACAUACUACCAUCCUCUCCUACCUUAAUUCUCAACUAUUCGUGGAACUAUGCACAAAUGCGUAAUAUCUUAAAUUUUAAGUGAUUGCGAGCUUGUUAGAUUGAGUAGUAUUCUAUACAGGAUCAGAGGUCGUCAUUCGAAUAAGCAACGACAAAAUAAAGUAGAGAAGAACGAAAAGAAAAGACAGAGAGAAAUAAAGAAGUUGCAAAAAGCUCCUAUGAUUAUAAAUCAAUGUAUGACAAAAAAAGGAGUAAAGUCGCAGCCAGAUGUACGUGUCGAAAAAAUAAAUAUAAUAAAAAAUAAAUAAAUAAAUAUUUAUUACAAUGUUUAAACGUUUCGGUUUGACAUCAGACCAGACCUUCAGUGAGAUUACAAUUGAGAUUAAGCGCUAUAAUUCGCAAAGUGAUUCAUAUUAUCUUUGUAUUACUUAUAACUGAGAGUCAAAUUUAAACUGAAAAAGAUAUAAACAAAACUUGAUACAAGUAAAUAAUUUAAAAAUAAAAUAAAAUAAAAUAAAAUAGUACAUAUAAAAUCGUGAUACAAAUUUUCUUGAUGAUCAAAUCGAAACAUUUGAACAUUAUAAUAAAUAUUUAAUUUUUUCAGCACAUAUGUAUGUACAUCUGGCUGCGGUUCUUAGCACUUUUUUGUCAUAUAGAGAAAUAAAAACUUCCGUUCAUAUAACGCAUAUGAUUCUUCGUAUUUAAGACCAUGUGCAAAGUGUUUCAGUUUUAUAUAAAUAUAUAUCGUUAUCAUUUUUAUUUAAAAAAAUGUUUAUUUAAAAAAAAAUUU
Molecule: messenger RNA, 2023 nt
Organism: Linepithema humile (Argentine ant)
Lineage: Eukaryota; Metazoa; Arthropoda; Insecta; Hymenoptera; Formicidae
Source: RefSeq, a predicted model, not a curated record